AUGCCGUGGGAGCUCCAGGGCUGGGACGGCCCUUCAGAGCUGUCUCUUGUUGAGGAGUUAAACAGCAGGAUCUGUACCUUCCAGAGUACGAGGGAGCAUGUUCUGUGGGGGUUCAGUCAAUAUUUUCUUUUUCAGGGGAUGAACAAUCAGUACGUCCGCCGGGAGGUCUUCUGCCGGAACACCUGUCACGAGCUCAAACGCUUCUGGGAAAGGGAAAUUGGCAAACAGACUUACUAUCGAGAAUCAGAAGAACAUCGCCUGGGAAGAAGUGCACUGAGAAAGCUCAGGGAAGAAUGGAAGCAGAAAGUGGAAACAAAGCUGAGACUACGCAACAAUCCAGAUGAGACAGAAAAGCAGGCUAAAGUUGGCCAAGAGCUGCAUUGACACAAGAGGAUACAAAGCACUGAGGUUAUUCUGCCAGGACAAGCCAGUGCAAAUCCCUUAGUCCCUUUGCUACACCAUACAUAUCCCAUACUAUUGUUUCCCCCACCUGUGAGGGGUUUACCUGUGGAUCCUUCUCCAGUGCUGAGUGGGAAUUAUUAGCCAAGACAGUCCUCUCUUCAUGGGAGCCAGAAUAUUAUUCCCAGUACCUCUAAAGAUGGAAUUAUCUAAUAUCAAAGCUCUAUGUAGCUUACUUUAUUUCCAUAUUAUUAUCUUCUAAUUUUGAAAUCCCAAUAUUGAAAUUCUAAGCACACGAGGUGGGGGGUGAUGAUUUUUACAGUCAUACUGGGUUGACCAAAAAGUUCCCUCAGGCGUUUUGAUAACAUCUUAAGGAAAAACUCAAAUGAACUUUUGGCCAACCCAAGACUUUAAACAUUUGCACAGUACUGUUGCUCUACAUCUCUCCUAAGAAACAGAUCAUGUAAUCCUUUCUCUUGUUUUCUUUUAAUAAGAGAAAUGCACCUAUCUGCAGCAAUAAAAAUGUUGUAAAUAGUCAUUAGUACAAGGUUCAUAAAUUAAUUGAUCUAAUACUAUGUUUUCUUCACAUGAAUUUAAUUGGCUUAUUCAAAAACACGUUCACAUAGAACCACUCAAUAAGAUUAGGAUAAUUUUAAUAUAACGCGGUUGCCAUGCCAUUGCUGGCAUGUGUGCUCCUUGUUUUGGCCAUUCAGGCAUGCAGGAUCUCAGUUCUCCUG
Messenger RNA from Capra hircus (goat), 1136 nucleotides. RefSeq lists its product as uncharacterized. Lineage: Eukaryota; Metazoa; Chordata; Mammalia; Artiodactyla; Bovidae. The transcript is spliced from 3 exons. The coding region runs from base 1 to 384 and encodes 127 amino acids. The record is from RefSeq and is a predicted model, not a curated record.